UCCAUUUUUCAACCAAAUUCCCAAUUUCAAAAUCUUUACUCAAUCAACCGAAGUACAAAUGCCAACUAUUUAAUUGGGGUCGAAGGUGUUUGCAACGUAACAGGAGUAAACAUCAAAAUUACAUUACCAAAUUCAAAAAUUCCCUCCAAAACAACAAUUGAUUUCUUCGCUCCAUUUUAUUUUAGGCAAAGAUGAGUCCAGAGAUGCGGGUUCGCGUAUUAGGCUUCCUAAUCGAAUCUGCUCACACACUAGAAGUUUCUCCGAUCGUCAAAUACUCCGCUUUGUCACUCUUCGCUGAUCGAUUUUGCCGAUCUCUCUCCAGUUUUAGGGUUGCCAAAGGAAGCGGAAACUGGCUAUUACAACCAAUUAGGGAAAGCAAUCUGCAACUGUUUGCGCUUAUUUCAAUAUGGAUCUCCAGCAAAAUACAUGAUUCUGGUCCAAUAUCUGUCAAACGAUUGAAGUCUUUGGGUGACAAGACAAUUCAGGAGCAACAUUUUACAAUUCGUGACUUUCUGGAAGCAGAGGUGGUCUUGUUGCAGGUACUGGAUUUCGACAUUGGUACAUUAAAUACUGCUUUCAUAUUCCUUAAAGAUCUUAUCAUUCAGUUUAAGGGAGUUGCAAAAGUUGGUGAACAAGUGAACUUUGAAGCAUGUAUGGAUAUUAUGGAUAUUUGCUAUGAAAAAGAGCAGACAUCAAUCCUCUUCAGUUCCCCCAUUUCACUUGCUGCGUCUAUUUUGGUCGCUUCAUAUGUCAUAACAACUCCUGAACAGAGGUGGGAAUUCCCUGUUAUUCCUUGGGUGAAGUUUGUCACCUCUUGCAAAGAAGCUGACAUUGCAGAGAAUGUCAAGGACAUUCUAAAGCACAUCUUCGGAACUGCUACAGAUAAGUAAAUAACUUGGCGAAUGCAAAGCGAACACUUGUUUCUGGUGCAUGAAAUGCUUUUGCAGGUACUCCUUCCGCACACCAGAAAAACUCUGAUCACUUGUAUAUCUUUUCUCUUGUCAUAAUCUCUAUAUUUUAAGUGGACUUUAAAGGCAAAAAAAAGAAAAUGAUAUUAAAGACAUAGUAAAGUAAACCCACAAUUUAAUAUGGUGAGAUACAAGGUCCACCACACGCCUAUAAAAUCCAAUUUGAUAUGAUUCUGGUGUUUGCAAGUCGAUAGCAGUAUAUUAAUGUAAUACUGGCUGUGGGUCCGUUGUUAUAUGCGCUUGUACUUCUGUAGAUAGCAGGAGAAAAGAUCUCUGUAUUUCUGAAAACAAGACAAUGGCAAAUUUAAGAUUACAAUUUCUUCCAUAAAUUCAGCUUAGUGCACGUGUGCAUUUUGGUAAAGCCAAAGCAUGAGCUAUCGAGAUGUACACAAGUACUGAUCUGCAUUCAAAACAUUUUUUUAUUUUGUAAUUUAAAUAUCUAGCUGUUUGUACUUUCAUUAUUACUGCAAUUCACUUUUAUGUUCUAAAUUUUAGUACUAGGAGUUAUAGGGGGACCUCUCUCGGCUUUUAUUA
Molecule: messenger RNA, 1502 nt
Organism: Daucus carota subsp. sativus
Lineage: Eukaryota; Viridiplantae; Streptophyta; Magnoliopsida; Apiales; Apiaceae
Product: cyclin-J18
Exons: 9
Coding region: 192-890 (232 amino acids)
Biological process (GO): mitotic cell cycle phase transition; regulation of cyclin-dependent protein serine/threonine kinase activity
Cellular component (GO): cyclin-dependent protein kinase holoenzyme complex; cytoplasm; nucleus
Molecular function (GO): cyclin-dependent protein serine/threonine kinase regulator activity
Source: RefSeq, a predicted model, not a curated record